This is a messenger RNA of Melanaphis sacchari, 3514 nucleotides long. Its product is annotated as homeotic protein antennapedia-like. The record is from RefSeq and is a predicted model, not a curated record. Gene Ontology annotation, biological process: negative regulation of transcription by RNA polymerase II; anterior/posterior pattern specification. Gene Ontology annotation, molecular function: DNA-binding transcription factor activity, RNA polymerase II-specific; RNA polymerase II cis-regulatory region sequence-specific DNA binding. Gene Ontology annotation, cellular component: nucleus. The coding region runs from base 1012 to 2187 and encodes 391 amino acids. Lineage: Eukaryota; Metazoa; Arthropoda; Insecta; Hemiptera; Aphididae. The transcript is spliced from 5 exons.
UAUUACGGCCGUCAUUAUUUUUUGUUUAUUUUUAUUCAUGUACCGCGGUAUCUGUCGUAUAUUAUUUUAAUUCGUUUUCUGUUUAUUAACGCUUAAGUACUUGAUUUUUCCACCGUUCUCGCCGACCCGCCAAAAUAUUCAAAACGGACGUAUUUUGAAAAACACACCAAUUCAAGCGCGCGAAAAAUCGUAUUUUUAAUCGCGUCGAAAAAAAUGCAUGCCAAACACCGAUUGUUUUAUGUCUUAACCGCCACAGUUUUUCGUUGUACGGUAUUCGAUUUUUGUUGAAACGAUUUUUAUUUUUAUUUUUUUUAACCAUCACUAUAUAAUCACUUAAAUCUCCGCGGUUUUUGUUUUGUUUGUUUUGUUUUAUUUUAUUUUUAUUUUUAUCAAAACACACAUUAUUUUAAACACAGUUUAUAUUGACGUCUACUCGCCAUUCAAAAGAUUUCUCAGGACCAACAAAAUCGAUCCAAAAUUAUCUGUGUCCGCGGAGCACUAAAUCGACGUACACGAAAAAGGGGCGGAUUUCGCGUGCCCGACCAAGUGAUCGCGACGACCGUCACCAGCACCAGCAAAAGCAGAAUAUCCAACGCCAGCAGCAGCAGAACCGUCAACCGUACAGGUACCGGAAAAACCGUGACCGCGGUUGGACCAACGAGUGCGACACAGUCAGCGAAUCGGUCGUCAACCACCGGACAAAUCGUCCACCGUUGACCGUAGGACGGUUGCGCGUCGACGACCACCGUUGUUGUCACCAACAAGAAGACCGUCGUCACCACUGUCGAUUGCCGCACCAGCAGAAGCACCGCUAUCAGACCGACGGAGACGAUGACGGCGUGCCGCGACGUUGCACUUGUCGGUGGCCACUAGAAGCCGCGCCACACGGCAGUCCGACGGUACACCACACCGGUGUGUAAUUACGGUACAUCGAACACCACACGUUUUAGCGACCGCGGUCCAGUGUCAGCGGCCGGCAAAGUGGAGGGCAAUUGCGGCGACCUGUUGAACAUGAGCUCGUACUUUGCCAACUCGUACAUGCCGUCCGACAUGCGGAACGGCGGAGGCGGCGGCAGCGGAGGAAGCCUCGUCGGAGGCGGUAGCGGCGGUGGCGGCGUGCUCGGCGGCGUCGGCGGAAUCGUCGGCGGCGGGGGCGGCGGCGGCGGCGGCGUGGUCAUGGACCACCACCACCACGGCCAGCAGCACUACGUGGACAACGCGCCGUGCGACCCGACCGCCCGGCAGGGCAUACCGCCGCAUCACUACGUGGGGCCCACGGUCGGCGGACAGCCGCCCCAGGGCAUGCCGUACCCGCGGUUUCCGCCCUACGACCGGAUGGAGAUCCGGCAGGCGGCCGCGGCGGCCGGCUACUACAACAACCACCACCAGUCGUCCAUGGACGGCUACAGCAGGCCCGAGUCGCCCAUCGGCGGAGGCUUGGUCGGCGGUGGUGGCGGCGGCGGGGGCGGCGGCAUGGGCCAGAUGACCAUGAACGGCCACACGCCCGUCGUGUACGCCACGUGCAAGCUCCAGGCCUCGGUGGCCAACGGCCUCGUCGAGCCGGGUAGCCCCACCGACAUGGUCGACAUGACCAACCACCACCAGCAGCAGCAGAUGACGGCCGCCGGUCACCACCAUCACCAACAGCAGCAGCAGCAGCACCACCAUUCGGCACCGCCGCCACAAUCGCACCACCAACAGCAGCAGCAACAGCAGGCGUACUUCAGCAACCUGAGUCCGCACCACCACCAGCAGCAACAGCAGCAAUCCGUCGUCCCGUCGACGCCCGGACACCACAACCAGGUCGUGGUCAAUCCGCACCAGCAGACGCCGCCGCUGCAGACGCCUACCGCCCAGAAUCAACAGGCGGUCAACAACAAUUCGUUGCCGAGUCCACUGUACCCGUGGAUGCGAAGCCAAUUCGGUCCAGACUCAGAGCGGAAACGCGGCCGGCAGACGUACACCAGAUACCAGACGCUGGAGCUGGAGAAGGAGUUUCAUUUCAACCGGUAUUUGACCCGGAGGCGGCGGAUUGAAAUCGCGCACGCACUGUGCUUGACCGAGAGGCAAAUAAAGAUAUGGUUCCAGAACCGGCGGAUGAAAUGGAAAAAAGAAAACAAGACCAAGGGCGGCGACGGCCAAGGUGGCGACGGUAGUGAUAUCACACCGCAAACAUCGCCACAGUAAUUACGUCGCGACUUCUCGUCAUUAUUAAAAUUAUUAUUAUUAUUAAUAUUAUUAUUAUUAUUAUUAUUAUUAUUGUUACUGUUGUACUUGUACACGCGUGUGAGUAAAGGUGAAAAGGUCUACAGUUUUCCGAGUGCCGUACGCGCGUGUGCGUGUUGCAGAGUGUCUUAUGGGCGCGCGCACUUUCGAUUGUGCGUGUUUGUGUUAGCGUUUGAGUGUGAGCAAGUGCGCGCGUGCUCUGUCCAUAGUCGUCGAAAUGAGAUGCGAUGUAUGCAGGACGAUGGUGGACUUUGACAUUUAUCGUGUAUACUUUGAAAAAGAAAUUCCAAAUGAUAAUAAUAAUAAUUAUACACUAUCGCUCUGUACAGUUAAAUAUAUAUUAUAAUAUUGGUCACUAUAUUACAAUAUUGUUACUAUGGUAACAGAGCGGGGUUUAGAUGGUAAACAAUAAUAUUUUUUUAAACAAUAAUCUUCUUAUUGCAUAUUGAAAAAAUAAAACAAAAUAACAUACAAAAAAUUUUGACAUUUCUUUCUGGGUAUAUGACAUUUAUAUAUAUAUAUACGCAAAAAACGUAUUUUAAAUCAUUUUUUUCAAUUUUUGAAAAUAGGAAAACGUCUUUUUAUCAAUUUUUAUCAUACUGACGGCAAUACUAUAUAAUAUAUAAUUACGUGUAAAAUUUUCCUUCGCUUAGGAAAUUUAUUCUAAGAUUGUGUCUAAGUCAUUAUGUUGUAGGUUUUUUUUUUUUUUAGUUCUCGUUUAAGUUUUAUUUAGUUCUAAGCAGACAAAUAAUAACGAUAGCAAUGAUGACGUAAUUUUUUUUUUCAAAUAUCCAAAGAAAAAUGGCAUAAUGCUCGCUGGUUUACCACGAAGUAGUUUCCGCUAUUCGCGUGGGUACACACACACACACAAAUAUAAAUAUAUGCGAUAUGGAUAUGUAAUUUUAAUUAAAGUACACUAAGUAAUACAUUAUAUCGUUUUAAUAUUUUAAGAUAUUUUGUUAUGAGCGUAUCGUCGCGGUCGAUGAUAUGCGUUCGGGAUCUCAAAACCAGCUCAAAUAACUCGUUCUCGAUAAUAAUAAUAAUGUGUAUCUAACAUAUUUGUCUUAUCUUAACAUACGUGUUGUACACAAUACAUAAUACAUACCUAGAGAUAUUGUGUAACAUAUUAAGUUGUAUAUAAUAUGUGUAUUAGUGUUUGUUUGUGUAUGUGUGUGUGUGUGCGCAUGUGUAUUAGCGGUUAUGUCAAUAUAUCGGUUUAAAAUUCCAGGACCAGUUGUUGUUUGUUUGUUUUUAUUUUUUAUUCAACUUAUAGUGCCAUUAGGAAUUA